This is a messenger RNA of Bemisia tabaci, 4030 nucleotides long. The record is from RefSeq and is a predicted model, not a curated record. NCBI's taxonomy places the organism in Eukaryota, Metazoa, Arthropoda, Insecta, Hemiptera, Aleyrodidae.
AUUUAUCUUCACCGAGAGUGCUAGGUGAAGGAGGUGAAAUGAAACCUCUUGAAUCAGUGCUGUCCCACCAUCCAACUGGGACUAUUGGGAGAAGAACAAAGUGCUCCAGGCCAAACCUCACAUCGUGCCGUCCGGAUUAUUCCGAAUUUGUUAAAGGCAUAGGAGCUAACAGAGACGGCCGGCAAUAUGAGCACUCCCGAAAAACAGCCCCCGCCUAGCUAUCAAUCCAGUGAAAAGGGUCGAUUUCACUACAGCAAGAAAUCCACAUACGCUCAGGUACUUGUGGCAUUACUUCAAAACUGGUUGCUUCUGGAUUUUGGUAUGAUGCUUGCCAUGCCCGCUAUCGUCUUGGGUUCUCUUCACAACCAUCCGUCAGAAGAGCUCUGCUUGAACGAUGCUCAAGCGUCGUGGUUCGGUAGUAUCUUGUUCUUCUCUCACCCUCUGGGGAGUCUCUGUUCGGGGUUCUUCCAAGAGCAGUUCGGACGGAAAGGCUCCAUGAUGCUGGUCAACAUCCCGAUCUUCAUCGCGUGGAUCACCCUCUACUUCGCCGAGUCGGUCUACGCCCUCUACUUCGUGGCGCUGACCAUGGGCCUCGGCAUCGGCUUCGACGAGGCGCCUCUCCACUCCUACAUCGGCGAGAUGGGCGAACCCCAUCUUCGCGGCACUCUCUGCGCUCUCCUCUGUGCCGCCAGCUUCUUCGGCACGCUCGUCAUGUACUUCAUCGGGUACCUGGUUCCCUGGAGAACGGCCGCUUUGAUCAGCAGUGCUGUUCCCAUUAUCACUGUUGUCUGCAUGUCACAAAUCCCGGAAUCACCAACAUGGCUCGUCAUGCAAGGUCGCUUGAAGGACGCUCAAAAAUCUCUGUGCUGGUUGCGGGGAUGGACUGAACCAGAGGUUAUACGAGCCGAAUUUGAGCAGCUGUGUAGCUACGCCAAAAUUUCUCCCAAUCCCGAUCAAGAAAAAAACCCCGAAAAAGAAAAAUACGAGUUGGUCCCGGGCAAUGACAAUGAAAAAGUAUCUCCUGAAGAGGAAGAAAGUUAUUUAAAAACAAAAUUCAAGGAACUAACUGACAAGAAGCUGCUACUUCCACUGCGGAUGGUUUUUAUUGUCUUCAUAUUCUGUCACGCGACACAACUCACGGCGAUGAGACCUUACAUGGUCGGUAUUCUGGAUGAAUUUGGGUUUCCUGUUGACAGUAAACUAGUUUUGAUUGUGACUGGCGCUUCAGUCUUCGCGGGCACAACGAUGAACAUGCUUUUCCUGAGGAAGUUUGGUAAACGAAAGAUGACGCUGACGUCGCAAGGAAUGGCGGCUCUUUGCAUCCUCCUUCUGGGCGUCUACUGCUCAUUCUACGAUCGUUCGAAUCGAAUCUUGAGCCUGGCCUGGAUGCCAGUCGCUCUCAUGCUACUCGCCAGUUUCUUCGGUGGUCUUAGCUUGGCCCUCCUCCCGUGGCAACUUCUCAGCGAGGUCUUCCCUCUCAAGGGUCGUGGAGCAGCAGGAGGUAUAUCAGCCGCAUGGGCGUACUACGUGAGUUUUGCAAUGUCAAAAACCUACUUGUACCUAGAGCACUGGAUCAAGCUGAACGGAGUCUUCUUCUUCUAUGGCGGGAUCACACUUUGCGGUUUUUUGUACUUCUUGCGCAACCUCCCGGAGACCGAAGGAAAGUCUUUAGAGCAGAUUGAGUCCUACUUCACUAAGAACUACGACAAAAGAGAAAUGUUCUCCAAACCGAAGCGUAGUAAAAAGUUACCGUGUUCCGCAGAAACGGAGGGCAACAUGUGUAUCCCUGAAGAGCCAAGCCGACAAUCUAGAGAAAUGGGUCCAUUCAACUACGACAGGAGGUCUACGUACGCCCAGGUUCUCGUGGCACUGCUCCAAACCCCUAUGAUCUUCAAUUUUGGUAUGAUGCUCUCCAUGCCUACUAUUGUCUUGGGAGCUCUUCACAACCGCAAGUCAGAAGCGCUCUGGUUGGACGAUGAUCAGGCGUCGUGGUUCGGUAGUAUCUUGUUCGCAACUCACCCUCUCGGCAGCGUCUGUUCGGGGUUCUUCCAGACAUACCUCGGCCGGAAGGGUUCCAUGCUAUUAGUCAACAUUCUAUUCUUCAUCGCGUGGAUCACCCUGUAUUCCGCCGAAUCGCCCCUCGUGCUCUGCAUCGCGGCGCUGACCAUGGGCCUCGGCAUCGGCUUCGACGAGGCGCCUCUCCAUUCCUACAUCGGCGAGAUGAGCGAACCCCACCUUCGCGCCACUCUUUGCGCUCUCCUGGUUUCCUGUUCUUGGGCCGGAGCGCUCCUCAUGUACCUCAUCGCGUAUCUGGCGCCUUGGAGGACUGUCGCGCUCAUCAGUAGCGCUGUCCCUAUUUUCACCAUCAUCUGCAUAUCACAGAUUCCGGAAUCACCCACAUGGUACGUUAUGAAAGGUCGCUUAAAUGAUGCCCAAAAAUCUUUGUGCUGGUUGAGGGGUUGGACUGAACCAGAUGUAACACGGACUGAAUUCGAACAGCUGUGUGGCCACAUCAAAAAAUCUUCAAAUUCCGAUCAGGAGAAACCCCAAGCAGAAGAAAAGUACCAAGCUGUCCCAGGGAACGACAAUGAAAAAGAGUCCGUUGGAAAGGCGGAGAGUCUCUUCAAAACAAAAUUCAGAGAGCUGACGGAUAAAAAGCUGCUACUCCCAUUGCGAAUGGUUUUCAUUGUCUUCAUUUUCAGCCGUGCGACACAACUUACGCCAAUGGGACCUUACAUGAUCGGCAUUCUGGAUGACUUUGGGUUUCCCGCCGACAGUAAACUAAUUUUGUUUGUGGCCGGCUUAUCAGGUUUUGCGGGAACACUUAUGAAUAUCCUGCUCGUGCGGAAGUUGGGAAAGCGAAAGAUAUCGUUGACGUCACAAGGGACAGUGGCAUUUUGCAUGCUCCUACUUGGUGUCUACUGCUCAUUUUUCGAUCGUUCGAAUCGAAUUUUGAGCUUGACCUGGAUACCGAUCUCUCUUUUAGUGAUUGCCGGUUUCUUCGCUGGACUCAGCAUGGCGCUCCUACCAUGGCAGCUUCUCAGCGAGGUCUUUCCUCUCAAAGGUCGCGGUGUAGGUGGAGGCGUAUCAGCGGCGUAUGCUUACUACGUGAGUUUUGCAAUGACGAAAACAUACUUGUACCUGGAGCACUGGAUCCAACUUAAUGGCGUCUUCUUUUUCUACGGUGGAAUCACUCUUUAUGGUGUCUGGUACCUCUUGCGCUACCUCCCGGAGACUGAGGGAAAGUCUCUCGAACAGAUUGAGACCUACUUCACCAAAAACUAUGACAAGAAAGAGAUGUUCUCCAAACCUAGGGGAAGUGCCGCCUAGACGAUCUCUGGGACAUUCAUGUUUUUUCUGUGAUAUCUUGAAUUAGUUCGUAAGUUUGAGGAUCCUGGAUUUUGGGAGAUAUUUAAAAUUCGGUAUGCUUUCUGUGUAAAAGAAGCAGCACACAUUUUUCUGACUCAAAAUGAUCAGUCCGACUUCCCCGGAUCCUGCUGUAAGACCUAGUUCUAUUACCUCUUCUUACGAGUUGAACCUCUGACUAAAAUUUGACGAGUGCAUCAGAACCUGUUUUUUAAACGGAGGUUGAGACUCUUUGUUCAAAAUAUCCCACCGGUACUAAAAAUGUCAAUCGAACUACUAGACCUUAAAAUUUAUCAUUUAAGCCCUCAAAUCUCAAAAAAUACCUCGGAGGUUGACAUUAAAAACCAAUGGAGGUAAAACUGACCUUAAUUAUGGUAUAGUAAAGUCAACGAGAAUAAUUGUAAUCAACGUUCCAAGUAAGAUGUAUCGGAAGUGUUGGAUUUUUGUAUUCUUCCUCCUGUAGGAUAGAUCAUUUUUGUUAAUACCUAGAAUUAAUGCGAAUUUAACUUUUUCAACCCGCAGACACGCUCGCAUAAGCGCAUUUACAUACACAGGGAGUGGUCAUACAUCUAUAAUACUCACUAGCACAUUGCUAUUUUUCUAUCUUUUUUGUAUUUUUCUCUCGAUGUAGUUUUUGUAUUAAAAGUUUUUUUUUCUAAAAAAG